This is a messenger RNA of Vigna radiata var. radiata (mung bean), 537 nucleotides long. RefSeq names its product CASP-like protein 4D1. Bases 1 to 537 code for a protein of 178 amino acids. The record is from RefSeq and is a predicted model, not a curated record. The transcript has 3 exons. Lineage: Eukaryota; Viridiplantae; Streptophyta; Magnoliopsida; Fabales; Fabaceae.
AUGGUGACAAAAGCUGUGGCCAACUCAAUGCUUUUUCUUAGGAUUGUUACUCUGGCAGCCUCAGCUGCAUCUGUGGCCUUACUCUUUACUAACAAAGUCAGAUUUGAUGAUGGAACACAGCUCAGAUUUCAAGAUUUCUAUGCCUUCAGGUAUGAAGCUGUGGUUGGAAUAAUUGGUGGUGCAUAUUGUAUAUUGCAGCUACCAUUUGCCAUAUAUUAUUCAGUACAGCAGAAGAGGUUGAUACGCAAUGGAUGCUUGCCUGAAUUUGACUUCUUUGGAGACAAGGUAAUUUCUGUUCUUCUAGGCACAGGGGUUGGUGUAGGUUUUGGAGUGUCUUUGGAAUUUAAAAAGUUCUUCGAUGACUUAUUUGACUCUGCGGGUGUCCUAAAGAGUGACCCUACAAGGAAGGCAUAUGACAGGUUUUUUGUUCGAGCGAUUGUGGCUUCUGCUAUUCUCCUUGCUGCAUGCCUUUCUAUGAUCAUCGUUUCUCUUAUUUCCUCCAUCAAUCGAAAUCGAAGCAAAGGCUUUUUUAAUUAA